AUGAAAUUUUAAGUAGAAAUUUUGUUUAUUUUACAACUUUUAUUUACUACCACAAAAUGCUUAACUGCAUAAGGCUGUUUUAAUUUAGGCUUUAAAUUAUGUCUUGAUUCGUUUGGAUAAUGUACAUAUAGUUCUCUGACCUGUGCAAAAAUUUGUGUUUCUAAUAAUUCUUGCAGUUCAAACUGCUGCCAUGAAGGAUACUGUACUUCUUAAAGCGCAGGAUCAUGUACUUCAAGCAAUUAAUAGAGCUAAAUAGUAAACACUAAUAAAUCUCCUGUUGUAGCAAUAGUAGUUCCUAUAGUUUUUGGUUUAGUAAUAAUUAUUGGGAUAGCAUGUUUCUGUUAUUAGAGGAGAAAAAGAUAGCUAGCGUUAUAAGCUUUACAACAAGCUGCUUAAAAAAACAAUAAUGAUUUAAUGAAUAAUCAAUAUAGGGUUGAUGUAACAAAUUAAAAUGCAUAAAUACCAUAUCAUAAUUAACAAAUGUAUGGCUAGAAUAAUUUAUAAUUCUAGCCUGUAGUAUAUCCUAACCAACCUAUUUAAUAAACAAAUCCAAUCUAAAUGAACUAUUUAUAUUAUCCUCCAUAACAAUAAUUUUUUAUGGCACCUUAACAACAGCAAAAUCAACAAAUUCCUGGUAUUUAUGAGGCCUAAUUAGGAAAUUAUGACAUGCAACCUAAGCCUCAAAUGGGAGUUCCUUUAGUAAAGAACCCGCUCAACGAUGGAUAAACUAAUUAUCUUUGA
Molecule: messenger RNA, 741 nt
Organism: Tetrahymena thermophila SB210
Lineage: Eukaryota; Ciliophora; Oligohymenophorea; Hymenostomatida; Tetrahymenidae
Product: transmembrane protein, putative
Exons: 1
Source: RefSeq, a predicted model, not a curated record